Messenger RNA from Ichthyophthirius multifiliis, 1251 nucleotides. Its product is annotated as secretory granule protein t4-b, putative. The record is from RefSeq and is a predicted model, not a curated record. The transcript is spliced from 3 exons. Lineage: Eukaryota; Ciliophora; Oligohymenophorea; Hymenostomatida.
AAAAGUAAUAAAAAUAUUAUAAAAUUAAAAUAAAAAAAAUGAAAUCAAUAUUUUUAAUUGCAUUAUUUGCAACAGUUAUCUUUGCAACUCUUUCUAAUAAAGAAGUUCAUCUCUAACUUUCUGAAAUCUAAAAAGAAACAUUCGGAUAGACUAUGUUAAAUGCCAUCUAAAUGAAUAUGAACUCAAAUAAUUCUCCUGAAUUAAUUAGAGCUUUAUUAGAAUAAAUCAUACAUUAAUUAGCUGGAGAUUAAGAAUAAGCUGAUAAUAGAAUCGAAGAAGUCAGAAGCAGUUACAGAGAAAAUUUAGAUUCAUUAUCCAACAGAAUCACAUAAACCACAAACACGAUAACAUCUCUUGAAAAUUCCAUCAAAUUGAAUAAAGUAAGCCUCGAUGAUGCCAAAACUUAAUUAAUUUAAGCUUAAUCUGACUAUGAUAAUACUGUAAACAGUAUCGAUGUUGGUACAAAAGAAAGAGCUGAAGCCAACUAAAAAUGGAAAGAAUCCGAUGCUGAAUUGACAGAAACAUUAGCUUCAGUCGACGAAGCCACUAAAUUAAUUUAACACAUGCUCAAUGGUGUUUCUUUCGUAUAAGUAAAAUCUAGAUUUGAUAAAGUCUUCGAUAAACUCAAAAAUAACUAAUCUAAAUAAGCUUCUUUAUUCAGACCUUUAGUUAUGGCCCUCUCUUAAAUCAGCAAUAAAUUAGAUUACAACAAUGUAUAGAAAAUUCUCAACUUAUUAAACUCUUUAAGAUAAUCUUUAGCUGACGUCUAAAAUAACAAUAAAAAUGUAGAAGAAAGAUAAUCUAAAUAAUGGGAUGAAGACCUUGUACUUUUAUUAUAACAUAAAAAAAGAUACUAUGAAUAAAUCUUAGAAAAAAAUACCUUAAUUGGAAAUCUUGAGUCUUCUAUUUCUAGAGAAACACUCUCACUUGCAAAUAAUAGAUUGACUUUAGAUACUUUAGAAAAUGAACUUAAAGCAGUGAAACUUUAAUAUAAUAAUGAUGAAGAACACUACACUAAAUUCUCUACUGAAAGAGAAAGAGAAACUGAUAUUCUUGAAAAAUUAAAUGAUUAUUUAGCUGUUAAAUUUGGUGCUGUUUCAGAAUUCCUUUAAAUUUAAUGAAAUAAUUGAUAAUUAUGAAAUAUUGAUACAGUGAAUAUAUACUUUUUAGUAUAAUAUAUAUUAUUUAGUAUUUUUUUUUUAUAUUUUUUUAUUUUUGUACGAAAAAAUAUUAAAAAAUAAAUAUUUCAAU